Messenger RNA from Cornus florida, 925 nucleotides. RefSeq names its product ras-related protein RABC1-like. The transcript is spliced from 7 exons. Gene Ontology annotation, molecular function: GTP binding; GTPase activity. Lineage: Eukaryota; Viridiplantae; Streptophyta; Magnoliopsida; Cornales; Cornaceae. The record is from RefSeq and is a predicted model, not a curated record. The coding region runs from base 139 to 768 and encodes 209 amino acids.
UCUGCACUCUGAGUUGGCGCGAGUUGACCCGGACUCCUGUGCAGUUCCAUUUCUGUUCUUUCUCGACCGUUGCCUUCAUUAUCUCGGAGGUUGCUUCUAUUCUCAAAAGCCAGACAGACCUCUGCUCAGUGUAGAUUGAUGGAUUCGUCAUCGAAUCAAGCAGAAUUUGAUUACUUAUUCAAGCUUUUGAUGAUCGGAGACUCUGGUGUCGGCAAAAGCAGCCUCCUCCUCAGUUUUACUUCUGAUACAUUCGAGGAUCUUUCUCCCACUAUAGGUGUUGAUUUCAAGGUGAAAUAUGUUAUUAUAGGGGGUAAAAAGUUAAAACUUGCAAUCUGGGAUACAGCUGGUCAGGAAAGAUUCAGAACAUUGACUAGUUCGUACUACAGAGGAGCUCAAGGGAUCAUUAUGGUUUAUGAUGUAACACGGCGAGAAACAUUUACAAAUCUCUCUGAUGUCUGGGCCAAGGAGAUUGGCCUCUACUCAACUAAUCAAGAUUGCAUCAAGAUGCUUGUCGGAAACAAAGUCGAUAAGGAAAAUGAAAGAGUAGUAACAAGGAAGGAGGGGAUAAACUUUGCUAGGGAAUGUGGAUGUCUCUUUAUUGAGUGCAGUGCAAAAACUCGAGUCAACGUACAGCAAUGCUUUGAAGAGCUAGUUUUAAAGAUUUUGGAUACGCCCGCCCUCUUAGCUGAUGGCUCCAAAGGUGUGAAAAAGAACAUCUUCGAAGAAAAUCCAUCGCAAUCCGAUACAUCAACUAGCAGUUGCUGCUGAUUCUGUUCGUUACUCUCAAAUCAUUCAUAUUUCAAGAAGGUUUCUAACUUCUGUGCCAAGACCUGAAUAUUACUAAUGUAGACAUUCUUUCAGCUUAUUUACUCUGCAACUUGUACAUCUUAUCAAUUUAUUUAAUGAGACUGGCUAAGAUCCUAAA